This is a messenger RNA of Xyrichtys novacula (pearly razorfish), 206 nucleotides long. NCBI's taxonomy places the organism in Eukaryota, Metazoa, Chordata, Actinopteri, Labriformes, Labridae. The record is from the annotation of a GenBank genome assembly.
GGGAAACAGACACAGGUUUCACCAUUAAAAGCCCUUGGUAUGGGUUUAUCUAUCCUUCUGCCCCAAAUCACAAACUUUGUCUUAGUUCAAACAUGGGCGUGCCCAGCGGUACCUGUAAAGAGUUUAAAGGUUUUGACCUGGCUGGUGUUUGUAUGUGGUCAGACAUGUGUCCUUCACCAGAUGUCAACGUGGUUCAGACUGUUCAG